CACUGUUUUGUUUUGCAUUGUUGCCGAUCUUGCCGCGCUUUUACAUCAGUGAGAUAUAAAUUAAUUGUUAUAAACAAUGUUGGCGCCCAUUAAACAUUUGCUGAGCAAUUACCGCAUUGUCCUAGCCAGCGGCUCGCCACGCCGCCAGGAACUGGUACAAAUGUUGGGUCUGAAUGCGGAGCUGUGCCCCUCCACGUUCGAGGAGAAUCUGGACGUGGCGGACUUUAAAGAGUUCUCCGAUUACAUAGAGGCUACCGCGCUGGGCAAGGCGGAGGAGGUGUUCCAGCGCUUGAGCGGCGUGGACGAUAGCAAAAAACUGCUUGUAAUAGCGGCUGACACGAUGGUCACCCUGGGCAAGGAGAUCUAUGGCAAGCCCAAGGACGCAGCCGAUGCUGUGCGCAUGCUGACCAACCUUUCUGGUGCCUGCAAUCGCGUCUUUACGGGCGUCGUCUUCAAGCAUGCGCUAGGCGUGCGCAAAUUUACGGAAACCGCCGACGUUUAUUUUGGCCAACUAACGGAGGCGCAGAUACAAAGUUAUGUGGACAGCGGUGACCCACUCGACAAAGCAGGCGCCUAUGGCGUUCAGGGUCCUGGAGGCGCUCUGAUACGCCGCAUUGAUGGUGACUUUUAUUGUGUGAUGGGUCUGCCAUUGAAUCGUCUGUGCUGUGAGCUGAACAAAUUGUUUCUGGAGGAUCUUAACUAGCUGCAAGCAAGUA
Messenger RNA from Drosophila virilis, 716 nucleotides. RefSeq names its product dTTP/UTP pyrophosphatase. The record is from RefSeq and is a predicted model, not a curated record. NCBI's taxonomy places the organism in Eukaryota, Metazoa, Arthropoda, Insecta, Diptera, Drosophilidae. Gene Ontology annotation, molecular function: nucleoside triphosphate diphosphatase activity.